AUGCAGACAUCGAGUCAGUGUGAAACGAUAGCAGUGUCGCAGUACGUCCAUUCAGAUGGCAUAAACAAUGGCGGCGGGCUGCUAGUGGAUCAGGGAGCCCUGAAGAGUCCAUCGUCUAGCACGCCGACCCCUCCGGGCGGGGCUGGUUCCAGAGACGCCAUCAUCAGCCUUGCGCCAACCGCGAACAGGAUGAAGAUGCCAACAACGAUAGCCCCGACACAUUCCAACAACGAAAUGGCCGAUGAAAAUUCCGAUUCGGAAUCAGAAAGUGAGUAUAUGACUGAUGAGAUGAUGUUGUCUGGUCAGGUCCAUCCACAGCAACCCGGUUCGGGUGGACACCCACAGCAAGCUAAGAGACCCCCUGACGGUUUGAAGCCCGGCAAAAAGACGAAGGGACGUGUGAAAAUUAAAAUGGAAUUUAUUGAAAAUAAGCUUCGCAGAUAUACGACUUUUAGCAAACGAAAGACUGGCAUAAUGAAGAAAGCUUAUGAACUGUCCACUCUGACAGGUACCCAAGUGAUGCUGUUAGUAGCUAGCGAAACAGGACAUGUUUAUACGUUCGCUACACGCAAACUUCAACCUAUGAUUACUAGUGAGAGCGGCAAAGCCCUCAUUCAGACGUGUCUAAACUCUCCAGACUCCUCAGCAGAUGGACCUGCUCAUCAACAACGGAUGAACCCCACAGGUUUCGAGGAAACUGAACUUACUUACUCCGUUGAAGAUGAAAGCAAAGCGGAUAUAAAACCUAUUCUGGCGCAAAUGCCCGGGGACCAAGUACUGAAUCGGUCCCAAGCACCUAGUAUUGCCAAUCCGACAGGUACAUCGUCUUCAUCAUCUGUAUAUGUCAGCUCAGCAGCCCUCACUCAGGCCCAGAUGGCUUCUCUGGCGCCUUCUACGGUCUCUUCGUCUACCACUGUGACCACUUCAUCAAAGCCGAGUGUUGUCGUUUCUAACCCAUCUCCAAACAAUGCCAACCCCAAUUCGGCGACCAACAUCUCUAUGCAAGUCCCUCCUAGUCUGACUGCCAUCCUCCAACCUGGUACCCAGUUUACGAUUCCCAUUCAACAAGGAAACCAGCAGUUGACCCAGACAGCAACAACACCCCAGACGAUGUACCGUUUACCCAACUCUCAGGUAGUCUCCAUCCCCAGUAUGCCCACUAACAGUAGCAAUGGCUCCCUGAGUAGCCCUACAACUGUAAGUGGGGACACUGUUCAGGUAGUAACUCCUUCAACGGCCACUUCAUCCUCAUCUUCCACAACCACCACCAACAACAACAAUAACCAGAACUCUGUUAGCUUCAUGUCAGUGCCCACGACUACAGGGGGAUCUGGGGCAGUAACCCAUGGAAUUGUGAUGUAUCAAACACCCCAAGGUGUGGUUUACGCCACUCCGACUACAGCCACCCUAUCGGAUGGUUCUAUCUUUAACUUUCAACAACCGGCCAUCUCGGUCGGAAAUUCAACCGAACAGACCGCAGCCGGGGCCCAACAAAUCAUUACGAUUCCUGUUCCCUUAGCAGGGUCCCAACUUUUGCAGUUUACUACAAACUCUACCACGGAUCCAGCAACAAUCUCAGAGUUAACACAACCCAGUUUGCCGAAAAAGGCCCGCAAAUGA
Acanthosepion pharaonis is the source of this 1620-nucleotide messenger RNA. NCBI's taxonomy places the organism in Eukaryota, Metazoa, Mollusca, Cephalopoda, Sepiida, Sepiidae. The record is from the annotation of a GenBank genome assembly.